This is a messenger RNA of Pelobates cultripes (western spadefoot toad), 19811 nucleotides long. The record is from the annotation of a GenBank genome assembly. NCBI's taxonomy places the organism in Eukaryota, Metazoa, Chordata, Amphibia, Anura, Pelobatidae.
CCCUCUCCCAUGUGAGGGCAGAGUCAGCUGACUGAUCACCUGACUGGGGCUGCAGAGCAUUGCCUUGUUCCAGGAAGCAGACCAUGAUGGGGGCCCUGCUAUUAUGGAGUCUCUUGCUGUGCUCCCUGAUCCAGCCAGACUCGGCUUUAAUGAGGUGAGGCAGCUCCCAUGGGUGGCAAGGCAUCAUGGGAGUUGUAGUUGUGCUGUAGCUCAUGGUAUCAGGCAGGAUAGGAAUACAUGGAUCAAUUAGUAAUGUUCAAACUGCAUUAAGACAGUCACAAAGAUAAGGUGUUAACAGGAUAUGGGGGGCUGGGGGAGGGGGACACACAGGGGGACUGGGGGACACACACAGGAUAUGGGGGACUGGGGGGGGCACACAGGAUAUGGGGGACUGGGGGGACACACAGAAUAUGGGGACUGGGGGACACACACACAGGAUAUAGGGGACUGGGGACACACACACAGGAUAUAGGGGACUGGGGGACACACACAGAAUAUAGGGGACUGGGGGAGGACACACAGGAUAUAGGGGACUGGGGACACACACACAGGAUAUAGGGGACUGGGGGGGACACACAGGAUAUAGGGGACUGGGGGAGGACACACAGAAUAUAGGGGACUGGGGGAGGACACACAGGAUAUAGGGGACUGGGGACACACACACAGGAUAUAGGGGACUGGGGGGGACACACAGGAUAUAGGGGACUGGGGACACACAGGAUAUAGGGGACUGGGGACACACACACAGGAUAUAGGGGACUGGGGGACACACACAGAAUAUAGGGGACUGGGGGAGGACACACAGGAUAUAGGGGACUGGGGACGGCUGACAAGAAGAAGAUACAAAUCAGGAUCAAAGGCCAGCUGUUAUAAUAGAGCAUCCUGACAUUACUCAAUCCAACUGUGUGGUGUGACACAGGAUAUAGGGGACUGGGGGACACACACACAGGAUAUAGGGGACUGGGGACACACACACAGGAUAUAGGGGACUGGGGGACACACACAGAAUAUAGGGGACUGGGGGAGGACACACAGGAUAUAGGGGACUGGGGACACACACACAGGAUAUAGGGGACUGGGGGGGACACACAGGAUAUAGGGGACUGGGGGAGGGCACAGGAUAUAGGGGACUGGGGACGACGACAAGAAGAAGAUACAAAUCAGGAUCAAAGGCCAGCUGUUAUAAUAGAGCAUCCUGACAUUACUCAAUCAACUGUGUAGUGUGACACAGGAUAUAGGGGACUGGGGGACACACAGGAUAUAGGGGACUGGGGGGGACACAGGAUAUAGGGGACUGGGGGGACACCGGAUAUAGGGGACUGGGGGGGGGAGAGACACAGGAUAUAGGGGGGAAGGGUACGCAUUAACCCAUAUCAGUAAUAGUGUCAUGACAUCAGGGGUUAAUCUGUAAGUAACGUGUAAUAGUGAGGUUGGCCACCAGGUGGGGUAAAUAGUUCUGAUGGAAUGUUUGCACAAGUAAGUGAAUAUGUGAAGCUCUAAUUAGACAUUUCACAACCUGAAUGAAGACUGUUAAUGUAAAUCAUUCACAGAAAGUACUUAUACCGGGCGACCUUUAGUUAUAUACGUGUGUAGAAUAGCUCUGCCCAGGUAUUGCAUAAUACGUAGUGUUACUGAGGGGCUCACUGUGAGCACUCAGUCAAUAUGUCACACUUUAGAUAAUGACGUAGUGUUUUCUGGUUACUGGACACAUAUGGGAUAAGGGACGUCAUAUUGACCCUUAGAGGCUUAUUACUUUUUAAUUUUGCUGCUGGAUAGCAAGCGCUAGCCAGCUGCCACUUGGGUAACCCUUUCACCGCCAAGGGUUAACUACGUGCCCACUGGCUGCUAGCGCUGGCAAAAAAGCCAGUUAGACCAUUUGUAAAGCUUCAUACUGCCAGAUACAUUUGCUCCUAAAAUAUAUAUUUCUUUUUCUUCUUCUCUUAGACUGGUGUGUCCUGAAUUUUCUGAAUCCUAAAAAAAAGUGAUUUUAAUCCAGCCAGUUAAUGCAGAUUUGUUCACGCUGGCUGAAUUGUGACAAUUGCUAUUCCAGUUGAAAUUCAGAUAUUUUCAUCCGGCGUUUAUUGAAUAACUCUGAUAGUUUCCUUUAUCAGUCACUUGCUUGUCAAACACGUACUUUAGAUCGUGUUAAAAUUUUACACCCCUGCUUAUAGCGAGUGAGAAUCUGGUGUUUUCCAGCCGUUUUGUUUAUUUUUGGACCCAGGUACAAUUUGUUAUGAUAAAAUAUUCCUUUUCUUGCUUUCAUUGGCAGCUUAUACAUGUCACGUUUAUUGGAAACCUUUCUAGGGAGCGCAUACUUCUAACCAAAGAUACUUGUUUUGAUUCAUUGUUUAAAGGACCACUCUAGGCACCCAGACCACUUCAGCUUAAUGGGUGCCAGGUCCAGCUAGGAUUAACCCUUUUCAGAGAAACUGCUAUGUUUAUAUUAGGGUUAAUCCAGCCUCUAGUGGCCGUCUCAUUGACAGCCGCUAGAGGCGCUUCCGCGCUAAGACUUCCGUGCUGUGAAUGCUUUCCUAUGGACUGGCUGAAUGCGCAUGCUGCUCCUGCUGCGCAUUCAGCUGAAGAGGCGGAGAGGAGGAGGAGAGCUCCCCGUCCGGCGCUGGAGAAAGAGGUACGUUUAACCACUUCCUCACCCUACAACACGGCGGGAGGGGGACCCUGAGGGUGGGGGCACCCUCAGGACACUAUAGUGGUCCUUUUAAGAAAACAAAUGAUAUUUACAGUUCCGUGCUUUCAUUUCACACUGGUUGGAAUCCACUCUCCCACAGGAAAACCGUUCUCUUCCUGUGUGCUGCUAUUUAAGUGAUCAUUGUUUAGCAGCAGUACUUCCCCAACUGAAGAUCUUUCUGCUUUUACUGGCAGCAUGAUCGAAGGAGAUGAAGAUGCAUGUGUGCCGGUAAUGACCGCUAAUGUUGUUCUAAUGUAAAUACACUGCAUCAUGCAAAGCUGCAGGAUCCUCAGUUGGGAACGUUUUUGCUCCUGAACACAAAUCAAUCCAGCGCUCUGGGAGGAGUUCAGGGUUUCCUUUAAAGGGACACUAUAGUCACUAAAACACCCUUAGCUUAAUGAAGCAGUUUUGGUGUACAGAUAAUGUCCUUGCAGUCUCACUGCUUAAUUCUCUGCCAUUUAGGAUAUAAAUGACUUUUGUUUCUGUUUAUGCAGCCGUAGGCACACUUCCCCUGGCUGUGACUGACACAGCCUGCAUGAAAACAAAAUGGUUUCAUUUUUAACUCAAUUCAAAUGUUUUUAUCUCCUGCUCUGUACAUUAGACUUUAUUCACACAGGAGGGUCCUGCAGGCUAUUAACAGAGCAGGAGAUAAGAAAUUCUAAAUAAAACAGAAUUUGCAAUAAAGGAAGUAUAAACAUUAGAUGACUCUUUCCAGGAAGUGUUUAGGAACGCUGUGCAAGUCACAUGCAGGGAGGUGUGCCUAGGGCUGCAUAAACAAAGUGAUUAACUCCUAAAUGGCAGUGAGACUGUAGGGGCAUGAUCAAUACAUCUAUUAAUGUGUUUUUUUCCCUUUAUUUCCCUGCCUAGUCCUGGCUUCCUUAUUCACAGGUGUAUCUUUGUUUUCUGUAAACAUAAUGAUUUUAAAAGUUCAGACUGGUGUUGGAUGUCUCGGAAUACCCAAACACUCCUACUAUAACCACAGAGCAUAUGAUCAUAUUAGCAGGCACCGACCUCCCAUGUAAUGAGAGUAUACCUGCUGUGAUCCAGAACUUUGGAACUGUUGACCCGGUUUGCUCCAGUGCUGGAGGAGAAAGAACUUUCACUGAAUACUUACUGGCUGAAUGCUAUCUUAUAUUUUCCCACUAAACAAUAAAUGGAGGUGAAUCUAUAAACACAACACUGCUAAUGGCAGCUUUAAAGGGAUACUAGAGUCACCAGAACCAAUACAGAGUAUUGUAUAGUAUACAGCAUAAUGUACAGUAUACAGCUUAUUGCAUUUGUUCUGGUCAGUAUAAUCAUUCCCUUCAGGCUUUUUUUGCAGUAAUACUGUGCUUUCAGAGAAAAGGCAGUGUUUACAUUACAGCCUAGUGAUACCCCCACUGGUCUCUACUCAGAUGGCUACUAGAGGUGCUUCUUGGGGCAUUGCUGCACAGUGUGACUGACAUUCAGUGUCUUCACCCUCUACAUGCAGACACUGAACUUUCUUCAUAGAGAUGCAUUGAUUCACUGUAUCUUUAUGAGGAGAUGCUGAUUGGCCAGGGCUGUAUUUGGCUUGUGCUGGCUCUGCUCCUGAUUUGCCUCCUUGACAGUCUCAGCCAAUCCUAUGGGGAAGCACUGUGAUUGGCUCAGAGAAUAACUUCUGAUGGUUUCAGCCAAACAGGCAGAUUAGGGGCAGAGGCAGCAACAGACUUAAAUCCAAGUAAGAGUUGACUAUAUUUAGGGAGGCAAGGGGGGGGGAGUGGCUAGAUAGUGGAUUUAACAUUAUAGGGUCAGGGAUACAUGUUUGUGUUAGAUGUAAUAAAUGUUUGUGUUCCUGACCCUGUAGUGUUCCUUAAAGUUUAUUUAUAAGUGCAGGAAAGCCCUUCUGUCAUAAUGAUUUGCACAAAGCGAUGCAUUCAAUGUCUCCUAUUUUAUCCACAGGAUUCCCCUAAAGAAGUUCCAGUCAAUUCGCCGUACAAUGUCGGAAGCAAGUGGGGACUUGCGGAAAUUGAUUUCUGACCAGGGGAAUCAAAAAUUUAUCUCUGCCUUUCCCCAGGCUGGUAGUCCCACACCAGAAACCUUGCUGAACUACCUUGAUGUAAGCAUUGGUGGGCGUUUCAUGGGUGACUUGGUGAACAAUAUACCAAUGUCUAGUAGAACCUAUAUAUGGCAACUCUUCACACAUUGUUGAGUUUUGGUUAAAUGCUACAUAGCAGAGGAUCAUGGGAACUUAAAGGGACACUAUAGUCACCAGAACAACUACAGCUUAUUGAAUUUGUUCUGGUGAGUAGAAUCAGUACCUUCAGGCCUUUUGCUGUAAACACUGUCUUUUCAGAGAAAAUGCAGUGUUUACAUUACAGCCUAGUGAUAACUUCACUGGUCACUCCUCAGAUGGCUGUUAGAGAUCCUUCCUGGGUUAUGGCUGCCUAAAAUGCAUCCAAACAUUCAGUAUCUCCUCCCUCUGCAUGCAGACACUGAACUUUCCUCAAAUACGUUGAUUCAAUUCAUCUCUAUGAGGAGAUGCUGAUUGGCCAGGGCUGUGUUUGAAUUGUGCUGGCUCUGCCCCUGAUCUGCCUCCUUGUCAGUCUCCUCAGCCAAUCCUAUGGGGAAGCAUUGUGAUUGGAUCAGGCCACCACUUCUGAAUGUGUCAGAGGUCAGAGGAAGUUCACUGGCAGAGGCAGCAGCUUCAGACUUGAAUACAAGUAAGAUUUUACUAUCUUUAGGGAGGCCAAGGGGGCUAGAUAGUGGUUUUAACACUAUAGGGUCAGGAAUACAUGUUUGUGUUCCUGACCCUAUAUGGCUCCUUUAACAUCUGAAACGUUGCUGCUACCAUUCUGCAGAGGCAAAACCAUUAAGUUUUGGGUUAGUGUCACUAAUUCAGCAAUCUCUGUGGUGUCUUACUCCUGCAUAGGUUUACGGAACAAUACUGGCACCAUACCCACGUCAAUGAAUUAAAGUGGUUAUGGUGUUUGGAGUCCAUGGGUGCUUUGUCCUACAUUUCUGUUCACUCACUCUUUAGUAGACAUUCUCGGUCCCAGGCCGUCUGAAGCUUGGCUGUACACCUUGCACCGUACCAAGUGAUACAAGAGAGAGCCAAAAUUUCCCAAACUAUCACUGCCUGCUACCCAAGGUAUGGUGUGAAGCAGACCAUAGUUAUGCCACUAUUCAUCUUUUGAGACUUUAGUGAACUGUUAGUAGUAAAUGCGAGACCCAGUGCCCACGGGCUACAGACACCAUAACCACUUCAACCCAUCCAACCCAGUGUUUGCAUACUUUUACAUAUCCAAUAAGUGUAAAGCCCUGGGAUGUAUUCUCUUAUCAAUAUUUAUUUAUGUCCGCAAAGCACUAUAACUGGCUAACUUGGUCUUUACGUUUUCUUCCCACUCAGGCACAGUAUUAUGGAGAGAUUGGAAUCGGGACUCCUCCCCAGAAAUUUAUGGUGAUAUUUGACACGGGAUCUUCUAACCUGUGGGUACCAUCAAUACACUGCUCAAUAGUGGACAUUGCCUGCUGUAAGUAACUUACUGGGCUCCACUGAGACAAGACUGGGAUAUUUUAUCUUAAAUAGAUGCUGCAGAUCAUAAUCAUAAUGCGUUAAGGUAUCCUUUUGUACUAAGUGGACGUUUUAUUAGAUCAGAGCCCUCAAAAUGACAGCCCAAAAAUCCUGCAAUCUCUAGGUUAGACAGCACUAAUAACAUGUUUGCAAUCUCCUGGCUUCUUUUCUAGAAUCCCCAACCUGUUGGAACAGUGCUGCUCACUCCAGCAAUCCAGUUCCUCACCUGCUAUGCUCCGAGCCGCUCUCCCCACUGUCUCUGAUACUGUUGUUUUGUGUCUGUUUGUUAUUUGUUUGUUUCCACUCAAUGUUCUGUCCUUGAGGAGUUAAGUCAGUUGGUCUAUGCAGCCCUAGUCUCACCUCCCCUGCAUGUGGCCUACAUAGUCUUCCUACACAUUUCUGUUUAUAACCUGGUAGAGCCUGCAGGCACCACCUGGGUGUGAUUAACACUUAGUUGACAAAACUACAGAUAAAAGUAAACACAAUGUGCUGUAACAUCUAAUUAAAAAUGAAACAAUUUUUUUCAUGCAGGCUGUGUCCGUCACAGCUUGGGCUCCAUAAAUAGAAACAAAAGUGAUUUAACUCCUAACUGUCCUAGAAUUGAGCAGUGAGACUGCAGGGGCAUGAACUAUACACCAAAUCUGCUUCAUUAAGCUAAAGUUGCUUUGGUGGCGAUAGUGUCUCUUUACACUUUGAUUUUGAAUUCUCACUUUAGUGAAUAAUAGUGAGUUUGCGUUGAAUUAAACGUCAGCCUGACGGUAUGCAGUCUGUACAGGUUAGCUGGUGUUAGUACAGCAGGUGACAAUACUUGCUAGACAUGUUUUACUUGAACCAUCUCAUCAAACAUAGGGAUGUUACUUGUGAAUUAAAGUUGGCUUGGGUGUUGGCUCUCUUCAACUUAUUUCAGGAGCAUCAAUACAGUAGGACCUGCUUAUUAAACCAAAUUAUUGACCUAUAAACGAUGCUUUAGAUGGAAGUCUACGUCAUAUAUUUCCCAAAAUUCUCUGCGUGUUUAAACAAGUGCUAGAAGGCUUCAGACGAACAUUACUGUGCCAAAGCUAUUGAUUAGAGGAGCAGUAUGUGGAAUUUAGAUAUAACUGAUUGUACAGCGCUACGGAAUGUGAUGGCGCUAUAUUAAUAAUAAUAUAACUGAUAACAUUAUUAAAAAUGUAAUUAAUAUCCAAUGCCAGAAGCACUAUGACGUUAUUGACUUAUGUUAGCCGGUCUGACUGCCUUUAAUAGUCCUUUCCAUCAAUAUGGUUCACUUACUGAACAUCGAAUCAUUGUGAAUAAUAGAUUAAGGCAGAACUAGGUUAACUGGUAAACUCCUCUAUAUUGACACGUUGCAGCCUUGGUUUUUCAAUUCUCUUUACAGUUUGCAGUUGGUGCUCAGUGAAUAAACGCCAUAAUGGAGCCAUGUUUGUUUGUUCGCCUAUUUCAAUAUUUGUGUGGGAUCUAUUCACUGAACUCAUUUUGGACAAUUGACAAAACAACUGAAUAUUUCAGGCCAAACCAGGCAAACUGCCUCUUUCCCAGCUCAAAUCUUUUGGCCUAAAAGUUCCACAAUUUUAAUGAAAAAUCUUUCCAUGAUUUGUUUAUUUAACUUAAAGCAGUGGUCCUAGCAAAUGUAUAGCCUUUUCAAUAUAAAACCACCCGGCAGUCAAACUCUUGUCAUUCGUUGCGGAGGUCUCGCUUCAUGAGAGCACGCCUACAAGCUCUCCUCCAUUGGGGCUUUAACCCCUUAAGGACACAUGCCAUGUGUGACAUGUCAUGAUUCCCUUUUAUUCCAGAAGUUUGGUCCUUAAAGGGCUUUAAUGUUGCUUAGUGUGCAUGUGCAAUGUUAGCAUCUUCUCUGAAGACUUGGCAAGUGAUGCAAUAGGUCCUACACACUGUGCAUACAUCAACGUCAGCAGAAGGGUUUCCAGGCGUUGGGUAUGCUAUCAUAGGCAUUCUCCUAGAGAGGCAAGGAUAAAAAGAGGUCCCAUGCUCAAGAAGGCGGGCUAAUUGCGACGCUGGAACAUUUGGAAAGGAGGUAGCACAAAAAAACGCUGUAUCUUCAUUUCAAGACAUGGGGGAGGAGGGGUUUGGUAAGUAUUUAUGUUACUAAUUCUAUUUAACAGGUUUUCUUUAAUCCUUAUAUCAGACCUGGAAAUUGGAUCCCAGUGCUAUUUCUGUGGAUCUCCUUUAGUACAAACUGACACUGUUUGUUCUCCAGAGCCACGACAGAGAUAUAACUCAUUUUAUUUGCUAAAUAUAAUAUAAUAUAAUUUGUUAAAAAUAAUAAAUAAUUAAAAAAUUUAUUAUUUCCGGUUUCAUCUUUUUUAGACUGGGAAAAUUCAGCCUUUGUAGGAGAGUCAAUCGCCAUUGUAUGUGAAAUGUGUACGCUGUAUGUAAAACAAACAAAACAGUCAUUCAAAUGUAGAUUUGAAGUGAUUUUCUUGUCCUCAGUGGUGCAUCAUAAAUAUGAUGAUACUAAAUCCUCCACCUACGUGAAGAAUGGCACAGAAUUCUCCAUCCAGUACGGCAGUGGAAGCCUCUCUGGGUACCUGAGCGAAGACACUGUGACGGUGAGCACUUAAAACCAAGAUGGUCCUCCUACGAGUUUUAUCAGAAACCUUGAUGCUCUUUAAAAAAUAACUUUUUCUUACUUUUCUCGUUUAAUGUUUAGUGUCUGUUUAAAGGCACUAAUAGUUGUUAUGGUGUUAGGGAGCUUUGGGUGUAACCCUCAAGAUUUUUGUCAAACUUUUUUAGUUUUUUUUGGAGAGAUUUGUCAAAUCUAAGGUUGUCCCAGCAUCCUGUGCCCAGAUCCUCUGCUGCCACUGGGAUACUAACGAAUCUACAUGUUUUAUUACUGUCCAGGAGGGGGGAAAUCCGUUUCCCACAACCCUCUCUGUUUAGUUUGCAAAAUGAGUUUCAGCACUAUGUUUGAUAACCUUACAAUAGGCGAUCAAUAGGAGUAUGGAAACCAACAACUUAUAACUGUGGAUUCAUCAGACCAUAUGUACCACAAUAAGUGUGAUUACACACACACACACACACACAAAAAUAUAAAGCUUGCUCAAGGGUCCAAAAAGUCUUUAAAGGGUUAAUCUUGUCUUGCAAUUGAGAUGUAACAUCUAUGGAUACGCUGGAUUUUAUUCAUAUAAAACAAGAUUCCCUCUCCCCCAAAUAAAAACCCUUACAUCAGCAGGUGGUGGUACUCGUCUCCAAGAUGCCACAUAUAAACUUAAAUGACAGCCGUUUAGAGGUCUGAGGAUCACAGCCUGGCACACAUCGAUUCCAAGCUACAGUCUCCUGUCUGCACAAACACUCUGCCUUAUCAGCGAUGAGAUCGGGUGGGAUUUAGCACUGCAACGACUGUGGACGGUAAACGGCUGUCAUUUAAGUUUAUAUGUGGCAUCUUGGAGACGAGUACCACCACCUGCUGAUGUAAGGGUUUUUAUUUGGGGGAGAGGGAAUCUUGUUUUAUAUGAAUAAAAUCCAGUGUAUCCAUAGAUGUUACAUCUCAACUGCAAGACAAGAUUAACCCUUUAAAGACUUUUUGGACCCUUGAGCAAGUUUUAUAUUUUUGUGUGUGUGUGUAAUCACACUUAUUGUGGUACAUAUGGUCUGAUGUGUAUACUAUGAAUCCACAGUUAUAAGUUGUUGGUUUCCAUACUCCUAUUGAUCGCCUAUUGUAAGGUUAUCAAACAUAGCGUUGACACUCAUUUUGCAAACAUUAUUUAGGUAAAGAUUUUAAGGAACUUUAUUUUGUGUAUAGCGGCUUGAUUAUAUUAUUUUUAUCUCAAGAUAUUUUAUGCAGUUUUAAUUUAAUAAUAAUAUAGUUGCGCUCUCCUGUUUGAUUUUUAUCCUCUCUGUUUAGUGACUGUGGCUAUUAAAUCUCCACCUUAACCAUAUGUAUUCCAUACGCCCAGCAGCCUGCCUAACUUUUCUCCUAUGCCACAUUCUACAUGUAAAGUAAAACCAUAAAAGUGCCCAUGCCAUGCGAAACACUCACGGGUGGGUGGUAACCACUGAAUAUCCUAAUUACAAAAAGAAGAAAGGGAAUGGAAGAUAUAUAAAGAAGAACUAAAUAGUUUAAAACUUCACCUUUAAUAAAUACCAAUAAAAUAAUCAAAUUGCCAUCGGAAAAUCGUGACAUGUAUUGCCCAAACUAAAUGAUCGGAUUCCAAGUGUGGUAGGUAAUAUAGACUGUGAUAACUAUAUCAGGAUGUGGGAGGGAAUAGGGAUAGCAACUCUAUCGUAAUAUUUCAGCCAGCAGUAUGGGCUUACUCUAUUAGAGGUAGCAGAGAUAUACAAUAUGAUAAAUUGGAACUAAAACAACUGUUACAACUGUAAAGUAUCCACAUUGCACACUCUAUUGAAACUAGUAGUUACCCUAAAUAAUAUACAAAGUGAUAGAUUGUUACCAAAACUCGGUUACAACUGUAACAUCUGCAAGUAGAGCCUGCCAAAAUGCAGGUAGUCAAAAUCAGUGAUACAUAUUUUGAAUAUAGUGAUGCCUGAGAGACAGAGGAUGUGAAAUAAACGUAAUAAGUAACCCUAUCGCGCCUCCCAGGGCACCCCACUUAAUAAUUAACAUGUUAAACUAUGCCCCCCCCAGCACGUUGAAAACAGGAAGUCAAUAUACUAAUAGAUACAGUACAAGUAGGGAUGGAUAAACAUGAAUCACAUAAGAUCGUAAAGAUCAAUAAUUAUACAUUUUAUAAUUGAUAAAAUGUAUCAAUGUAAAGCUAGGUGUUCGUGAAAAGUAUUUGGUCCACGUGUAUCUUCAUGUUUUCAUCCAGCACUGGUCUCAGGAGGAACACUUCCAGACCCUGACACGUGCGUUUCAUCAGAGUAAGCCCAUACUGCUGGGUGAAAUAUUAAGAUAGAGUUGCUAUCCAUAUUCCCCUCCAUAUUUUAAGACUAUUUAGGUGAUGUGCCUCUUGAUAGUUAUCAUAUAGUCUGUGUACUUACUGUCUGGUCUCUUCGUAACUUACACCCCUACCCCAUGUGGCUGGCCUUAACAAACUCAGAACAUCUCCGAAACUUCCUUGCAAAUUUUUAUAUUUUUUAUUAUUGUGGCCCGUGCUGAUUUGUAAAGAUCAACAAGUCAGCAAAGCUUACCACUUGAAUUUGAAACUGAAUGAAGAUUAAUAUUAAAUACUAGAGCUUCAUAACUUAAUAUAGUUUUUUAUAUAUAUAUCUAUGGAUGCUAAAGUUUAAAGGACUAUGUAUCCCAGUAUUGCAGAAGACCCCCAUGCUUUGUCAAAUUUUUGUUUUGUUCCAUAGAUUGGUAACCUGGCUGUAAAGAAACAGCUUUUUGCCGAAGCCAUCAAACAGCCUGGUAUCACAUUUGUGGCAGCCAAGUUUGAUGGCAUUCUGGGCAUGGGCUACCCUCGGAUCUCUGUAGAUGGUGCCCCCACUGUGUUUGAUGAUAUCAUGGAGCAGAAACUGGUGGACAACAAUCUAUUUUCCUUCUAUCUGAACCGGUAAAGUCCAUGAGCAGCACAUUACAAUGUUUCGAUUUGAUAGUGUUGCUUAGAAUCUUUAUUAGAUCAUAUUCCCUGGGGCUACUACUGUGAGAUACAGUGCAUACAUUGAAACAUAGAACCACAAUAAAGUCCCACUUACAAGAAAUUAAUAUUAGGUUUAUCAGGCAUUUAUUAAUAGGUUGAGCGCCCCAUAGGGAACACUGUAAAAGAACAGAAGUGUUCACACUUGGUUGAUGUUAAUAUAUAGAAUCCUGCUCAGAGGACAAUAAGAACAAGCAAACCAUGCGUUUACUGAAGUGGUUUAAGUGAGUAAAAUAUGGCAAGUUGGCCUAGAGACACGAGGUGGCAUGUCACAGGGUUGAUGCUCCAGGAGGGAUAAGCCAAAUGGCAAAUGAUUUAGGUAAACUAGAAAAAUGGUCAGAAUUGUGGCAACUGACAUUUAAUGUGGAUAAGUGCAAGAUAAUGCAUCUUGGACGUAAAAACCCAAGGGCAGAGUACAGAAUAUUUGAUAGAGUCCUAACCUCAACAUAUGAGGAAAGGGAUUUAGGGGUGAUUAUUUCUGAUGACUUAAAGGUAGGCAGACAAUGUAAUAGAGCAGCAGGAAAUGCUAGCAGAAUGCUUGGUUGUAUAGGGAGAGGUAUUAGCAGUAGAAAGAGGGAAGUGCUCAUGCCAUUGUACAGAACACUGGUGAGACCUCACUUGGAGUAUUGUACACAGUACUGGAGACCGUAUCUUCAGAAGGAUAUUGAUACCUUAGAGAGGGUUCAGAGAAGGGCUACUAAACUGGUUCAUGGAUUGCGGGAUAAAACUUACCAGGAAAGGUUAAAGGAUCUUAACAUGUAUAGCUUGGAGGAAAGACGAGACAGGGGGGAUAUGAUAGAAACAUUUAAAUAUAUAAAGGGAAUCAACACAGUAAAGGAGGAGACUAUAUUUAAAAGAAGAAAAACUACCACAACAAGAGGACAUAGUCUUAAAUUAGAGGGACAAAGGUUUAAAAAUAAUAUCAGGAAGUAUUACUUUACUGAGAGGGUAGUGGAUGCAUGGAAUAGCCUUCCAGCUGAAGUGGUAGAGGUUAACACAGUAAAGGAGUUUAAGCAUGCGUGGGAUAGGCAUAAGGCUAUCCUAACUAUAAGAUAAGGCCAGGGACUAAUGAAAGUAUUAAAAAAAAAAAAACUAGAAGGCGUUUUACGGAGGAUAUUUUUUUUUAAAGUUUGUUUUCUCAUUUCCUAGGUUGAGUUGUACAGUUAUAAAACAUGAAAUCUAUUUUUGUGCACAGAUAUGGUGACUGAAAAGGAUUGACAUCGAAUUUUUUCCGCCAUUUGCAUUGUGUUACAGUAAAAUAAUGCAUGUUUUCUUUGCACAUUUAAUGUAUAACACAGCAUGUUUUUUUGAAAGUAUAUAUUACGGAGUGCCAUCACCUUUCAUGUAACAGAAAAUAUUUUAUUUGACAUGGCACAUAGACAUCUCCAAAUGGGAGUUAUGGUUACAGCCAUUUCCAGCUAAACGAUACAAAAUCUAUCUUUGUAUUUAGUGACCCGGCCUCUCAGCCUGGCGGAGAACUGUUACUAGGUGGCACAGACCCUAAAUAUUAUACCGGAGACUUCAAUUACAUGAAUGUGACCCGCAAGGCAUACUGGCAGAUACGUAUGGAUCAGUAAGUAACCCUGGGAGGUUUCGCGUUGUCUGCCUGUGUGACACGUUUUUCCCCUGAUAUUACUCCUUUGUCUUUAUUCUGUGGCUAUAAUUAGUGGUAAAAUCAUCACAGUAGAGUAAUGGCUUUACACAUAAGAAAAUAUUGCAUGUGCCCGAUACUGGCUCAAUGUGAAAUGGAAACGGACACUUUGUAUGCAUCGCCCCCUCCUGUAACACUUCACAAGCCUUUUCGUUUGUUGGUCUAUCAGCUUGUUCAUAUCUGCUUAUCCCUUUGGCAUUUCUACCGGGGAGGCUGAAGGUAGAUCCUCAAAUGAAGAACUGCACCUCCCACAAUGCUAUGCCAAAAUUAAAUCUGGAAAAGCAUCAUGGACGUUGUAGUUCUGCAGCACCUGAAACACGACCUUUUGGACUGUUAACUCUCCCCUCUAUGUUACGCCCCCAGAGGCUAUAAAGUCCUGUCUCUCGUCUUGCAGGGUGGCAGUUGGAGAUCAGCUCACUGUCUGUAAAGGCGGCUGUGAGGCUAUUGUGGACACGGGAACCUCCCUGAUUGCUGGGCCAGUGGAAGAAGUGAGAGCAAUACAGAAAGCAAUUGGAGCCAUCCCAUUAUUCAGUGGAGAGGUGAGAAUGUCUUCUAGAUCACCUUUCAUGUAAUAAAACAAGUACCAUAUUGUUAUGCUGCAUGAAGUUGGCGAAUACUGGCAUGUGAGUGGUGCAGGGUGUGGAGCUAGUCCAGAGGUGGGCAACCUUCGGCAUUCCGGAUGUUGGCUAAGCACUGCAUAAAUCUGGCAAAGCAUCAGGGGAGACGCCGCAGGUUGCCUUCCCCUCUUAAAAGGUACUUAAUAAAUAUAGACAUAAUUUCCGUACUCCGUAAUGUAACAAAGCAUCUUUGAUGUAGUUUAAAUGAAAAGUGUGCCUCAGCAGACCAGUUCGAUUUUAGUGAAUGCAGAGGAACCAAAUAAUGACACAUUAUAAUUGAUCAACCUGUAAUCUAUGAAGUCAAUUCUUAAAAGAAUGUAUACCUUGACAGAUCUAGUGAAUAACUACGUUGAGAAAAAUGUAUUUGUCCUUUCAGCCAGUAUUUUGUGCAUGUACACACAACUGCAUUAUUGUGAUCUGUAACAGAGAAGGACUAGAUUAGGAAAGCAGCCAUUGUGUUUUUUUAGUUCUACAUUGAGAUUCCAAUUGACCUAUAACACUGCUUCAAGAACUUUGUAUAGACCUAAUGUUCUAUUUUAUAAGAUAACUGGAAGUGGUAUAUUUAACGUAGCAGACUGUGCAAGGCGCGUUCUAAUCUCCGAAUGACCUGUCAAGGAGAUGGGGCUCAGACGUUCUAUAUAACAUUUCUUGGUUUCAAAAUGGAAACUGGAACUCAACUCUUCCUGCCUUGGAGAUCCAUGCCUCACGUAACAGACAAUAGUCAUGUGGGAACUUUAAAAAACAAACAAUACUUUAUCCAGAGCAGUUAGAACGAUCCGUCCACAUUUCGAUGAACAUUUGUACCAGUUUCACAUGUCACAUGGUUCUCUUGACCUGUGGCAGGGAAUAAUGUGCCUCUGGUUUAAGGCAAUGUGGAUGUAACUAACCAAUGUGUUUAUUCUCUCCUCACUUUGCAGUACAUGAUUAUUUGUAGUAAAAUUCCAUCACUACCUGCGAUCACCUUCAGCUUUGGAGGGAAGGCGUACACCUUGACAGGGGAGCAGUAUGUACUGAAGGUGAAUAUGUGAGGAUGGCUUAGUCUUUACUCUGGUGUGAGGAGCGCAAGGCGCUUGAGUGUGAGCAGCACAAACAGAAUUGUGUUUAUGUGCGUAGCUGCUAAUAUCAAAUUAACACCAUGCAAGUAGGCAAGUCAGUGACUGAAACGUACUCCAGAUAUAAUACUAGCUUUUAAAGGGACACUACCAACCAUAACCACAAUGGUUCAGUGUAUGGAUAUGUCCAACCAUUUUGGGACAUUUUGACAGUAAAUUGGACUCUUGCUAGCACCUAGAGACCACAUCCUCUGAGCUGUAGUAUUCAUUUGUUCUUCUCUGUCGUGAGUUAUUUGAAGAAGAAUUUAACUGUGGAGAUAGAGAAGGCUUUAAUUAGCAAUGAUAGUAAAUAUUUGUGGCCAGAAAAUACAGACUGAUAUCUAAGGUUCACCCCUGCCUUUGACAUCUGCAGGAUACGAACGUCAGCCUCAACUUAUGCUAAACUCAAAAUAGGAUUUAGCAAAUUGAAAAAUGGUACAUUUAAUUGCCAUAGCAACUUUACCAGGGCACCGUUCUAAUUAUCCCUUUCAAUUCCACAACAGAGCUGGAAGGCACAUAAUACACUUUAAAAUAAAUAAUGUUUUUAAAGUAGAGUCCUCCAGGAUCCAAAUUUUAAUUAGUGGGGACCCAAUGAGCAAUCCCUACCCUUCCUUCAACCAAUAGGACAUCUCGUGACUUCCAUUUUGUUAGUUGGUUUUCCCUCGCAGUCAUUGGAGUGAAAGGUCUACCUGGUAUUUUUGCCAUCCCAGGUGACCCCACGUUUUAUUUAUUGAUUUUUGCCAAUAGAAAGAGAAGAUUCACUUGUGAGAGUAUGGAGAGUUUAUAGUAGUUAAUGUGACUAAGUAUCUUUACACCAAGCUGAGGUAGGUUGUAUUUACAUUUGGUGAGGUAAAACUCAGUGACCAACACAGAAACGCAUUGGGAACAUGAGCUUAACACUUCUUAACAUAGUCUUUGGGAGCCAUUAAACGUCUCUUCAGCAGGGUAUUAUGACUUGCUAAUGAUAGUCACUAAUGUUAACAGCAGCCAAAUGGUAAAAGUUACUAACACUGAAUACGAGCCAUUCGUGUUUCCACUCCCACAACUCUUUGGUAUAUAUUACUAAAGCCAGAGGCAGUCUCAAACCAAAUCACAAAAAGGAAAGCGAAAGAAGGAAAAGUUUGUAAUCAAAGUGUCCACAUUGAUUGAAAACCAUAUAAAAUGUUUAUUUUUAAUAGAAGUAAGUUGCUGCUUCCCUCCCCAAAAUUUGAAUGCGCUGUAGUUGUAUAAAGGCCAGAUGGCUUUGAAUUUACAUAAAUAGUAGAUCCUUGUUUUAUGGUUCCUGCUAUAUGUUUGCAUUUUUUCAUCCAAGUUACAAGUGGAUAUCUAAAAUGACCCCUUUGUUGUGCACUAUGUUAGUUUGUUUUUGUACUGUCCUUUUGCCCACCCCCUUCCCCCUUUAUUUAUUUAUUUUUAAUAUCCUCAAACGCUUCUUGUUCUAUUAAACGACUUUGAUUGGUCCUUUGUUCCUAACAACUAAUGGUGAUUCAAUAUGAGACAAUAUCUGCAUUUAUAUCUGUGGUUUGACAAUAAAUGCUAACAUUCUGACACCCCUCUGUACCCACAGCUGAGCCAGGCUGGCCAAACCGUGUGUCUCAGUGGACUUCUAGGCCUUGAUAUCCCACCUCCAGCAGGACCCCUGUGGAUAAUCGGGGAUGUUUUCAUUGGACAGUACUAUACAGUCUUUGAUCGGGCAAACGACCGUGUAGGGUUUGCUAAAGCCAAGUGAUCCAUGAUCUCCACCUAGGAGCAGUAUCCGCUACAGAGCCUUCACAUCCUCAUCGAUGUGUAAAAUCUAGACAUUUUCAUUUCUCUGCAUGCACUUAUCACUGGGAGAUUUGCAAUACUAUUCCAGACACAGAAUAAUUGUCAUAGAAAUAAGUUGCCAACGUGGUUUACUCACUAAACACAGAGUUGCAGUGAAUUGAAUACACAGCUUCAGGCUAAAAUCCCCAAACUGCAACCACAAUUAAAGCUGAAUCCGUAUUGGCUUUUAUAUAUAAAAUAUAUCGCUAUAUUUUGCAAUUUGAUUUUCUAUUUACUACAUUUUAGUGAAUGAAACCCCAUUAUGAUUCCAUACUUCUUUAGUUCACUGCAUUAAUCAAUAAGGCUCCCAACUCCAACUUUUUUUAUCUCUCUGCUGUGGAAACUGAUAAAUGAACAUUAUAGUGUCAGGAUACAAACACUAUAGCUCUAAUAGUGCCACUGAGGUGGCCGGCCCCGCUCUUCCUGAAGUUGAAAAGUGUUUUACUCACCUUUUUGCAGCGCUGUGCGGGUCUUCUUUUGCAUGGCUCAACCCCCAAAAUUGACAAUCUCAGACAAUCCAAUGCUUUCCAAUUGGAAAGCAUCGGGAGGUUAUUGUGCAUGUGAAGCAAAAUACUAUCUUCACCAAUCAGCAUCUCCCCAUAGAGAAGUAUUAAAUCAAUGCACUCUAUGUGGAGUGUUCAGCGUCUACAUACAGAGCACAUUGUGUAGCACUGACCCAGAAAGCACCUCUAGUGUCCAUCUGUGUGACUGCCACUAGAGGUGUUACAGGCAGCAAUGUGAACACUGCCUUUCUCUAAAAAGGCAGUGUUUACAUUAAAAAGCCUGCAGGGACAAGCAGUAGACAACUCCAUUAAAGGACCACUAUAGUGCCAGGAAAACAUACUCGUUUUCCUGGCACUAUAGUGCCCUGAGGGUGCCCCCACCCUCAGGGACCCCCUCCUGCCCGGCUCUGGGGAGAGGAAAGGGGUAAAACAUACCUUUUUUCCAGCGCCGGGCGGGGAGCUCUCCGCCUCCGAUCCUCCCAUUUGGCUGAAUGCGCACGCGCGGCAAGAGCUGCGCGCGCAUUCAGCCGGUCUCAUAGGAAAGCAUUCAUAAUGCUUUCCUAUGGACGCUAGCGUGUUCUCACUGUGAUUUUCACAGUGAGAUCACGCAAGCGCCUCUAGCGGCUGUCAAUGAGACAGCCGCUAGAGGAUUUGGAGGAUGGAUUAACCCUAACAUAAACAUAGCAGUUUCUCUGAAACUGCUAUGUUUAUAAAAGAAUGGGUUAAUCCUAGAGGGACCUGGCACCCAGACCACUUCAUUAAGCUGAAGUGGUCUGGGUGCCUAGAGUGGUCCUUUAAGCUGUAUACUAUAUAUUAAUGUGUAUAGUUACAUUAAGCUGUAUACUAUAUAUUAAUGUGUAUAGUUACAUUAAGCUGUAUACUAUAUAUUAAUGUGUAUAGUUACAUUAAGCUGUAUAUUAAUGUGUAUAGUUACAUUAAGCUGUAUACUAUAUAUUAAGCUGUAUACUAUAUAUUAAUGUGUAUAGUUACAUUAAGCUGUAUACUAUAUAUUAAUGUGUAUACUAUAUAUUAAUGUGUAUAGUUACAUUAAGCUGUAUACUAUAUAUUAAUGUGUAUAGUUACAUUAAGCUGUAUACUAUAUAUUAAUGUGUAUAGUUACAUUAAGUUGUAUACUAUAUAUUAAUGUGUAUAGUUACAUUAAGUUGUAUACUAUAUAUUAAUGUGUAUAGUUACAUUAAGCUGUAUACUAUAUAUUAAUGUGUAUAGUUACAUUAAGCUGUAUACUAUAUAUUAAUGUGUAUAGUUACAUUAAGCUGUAUACUAUAUAUUAAUGUGUAUAGUUACAUUAAGCUGUAUACUAUAUAUUAAGCUUAAGUGGUUCUGGUGAUCACAGUAUCCCUUUAAACACAUGUUCACUUUUCUUUUUCUCCGAACUCACUAAUUCCUUUCUGACCAGAGAUUGCUGCAACUUUGCUUAGUUGUACUGGUCUUAAAGAACCUCUGUACACCAGGAUACACAUGAUUCGUGGUAAAUUAAUAUUUAGGAAUUGCUAAACUGAUGAUUAAGCAAUAUAUUAUGUCUCCCUCUCAGGGAAAGAUUUAAUUUAGCUACCGGCAGAAAUCUAAUCUUAGCCUGAUUGCAUUUUCUGUGUGGUCAAGCAUUCUGUAAUAUAAUUAGUUCUGAUAGAUCCAGCUUUAUCUAGGAGACACUUUACCAAUAACUUUACUCUUUAUAGUAUUUGUUCUCGCAAUCUGUUACAAACCCGUAAUUCACCUCUUCCUGUUGUCUCUCUCUGACCUAAAUAUCUCUUUGUAACUGAGGACAAACACAUUUAUAAAGUGUUCCUUUCACCAAAUGUGUAAAUCUGAAUGAGAGAUGCACUCAAGGCUGCAAAUGAAAACCAUCCCCUAUAAGUAUUUUGGUCAAAAGCCAUUAGAUUUAUAAAAGUUGUUUAGUGACAAAGUUGAUUAAAAAACAACAAAUAACGUCCCAAAAUGUUAGAUUAAAUACUGAGUUGUUUCUUUAAGUUGCUGAGUACAAUAACCCGAACGCUUUUUGGUUUAAGCACUACCUGUUAUGCAUUGUUAGUAGAAUUUUUAGGAACAUUUCCUGAUUUAUUUUAAGAUUGUGAAAAUCUGUUUUGAUGUUCUUUUUUCUGUUUGAAGCUGAAAUUGGUAUUUUAUUUUAAGAAAAGCUACAAAUAAAAUUUGCUGACUAAAAUUAACAAUCCUUUGGGGAUGCAAACACAAGGGUAAUUGUUUUAAAUUUAGCAAAUUAAAUACUUAGAACUGUACAAUGUAUAUAUUGUAACAAUGCUUUAUAAUUCGAAGACGUGUGGAUGGUGAUGGGCAGACUAUGGUUAUUGAGUAAAGCCAGAGAAGACACAUGGGUCACUCCGAGCAGCC